Molecule: messenger RNA, 947 nt
Organism: Aedes aegypti (yellow fever mosquito)
Lineage: Eukaryota; Metazoa; Arthropoda; Insecta; Diptera; Culicidae
Exons: 2
Coding region: 86-811 (241 amino acids)
Cellular component (GO): extracellular region
Molecular function (GO): chitin binding
Source: RefSeq, a predicted model, not a curated record
AAUUGAUAACGAGCGCACCUAUAAAGAAGUAUUUUGCUUCUAACGGCUCCACACUGUAGUAACCGUUCGAAACAAUCACUUCACCAUGAAAUCGUUCUUCAUACUGGCCGCAGUGAUCGCUGUGGUUCACGGCAACUCCCUGAUUUGCCGCAACUACCGAUCAGGAGCCCUCGUGCCCAAUCCGGAAAAUUGCUCCGAAUUUUUCAUGUGUCGUCCGGGACGGGCAAUCCAGUUCAGCUGUCCGCCGUACACCCGAUUCAACGUUGCCAUCCAGGCUUGUGAUCCGACCAGUGCCGUCGUCUGCAAACCCGGAAAGCUUCCGCUGGACAUUGAGUACACUCCCAUCGUUGGGCCGCCUUCGGUUAUCGAGCACACCAAUACCGCUUGCAUUGGAAAGCACAACCUUUACCUGUUGGCCAACCCAAGUUCCUGCGCUUCCUUCUAUCAGUGCUCCCCGACCGGAGUGAUUGCUUUCGAGUGCCCUGCCGGAACGCUGUUCGAUGCCAACCGCAGAUACUGCGAGCGUAGUGACAUUGCAUCCUGCUUAAAUGCACCGAUUGUGCCACCAAAUUUCCCGGAAAUUCCGGUUAUGCCAGAGGUGCCAGCUCUUCCGCCGGUAUCCAUCGAGGAACACAUCAUGAAGCGAUGCGACGGACAACCGCAGGGAUACAAGGUACGUCAUCCGUUCAACUGCCGCCAGUACAUCCAGUGCAGCACCAUGGACCGUUCGAGGGUCUUCACCUGCCCAGCGGGUACGGCUUUCGAUGAGGCCCGCGCCACCUGCGACUGGGAGCGAAAUGUGAAGUGCUAGAGCGGGAGAGGAAGGUGUCCGAGAAGAAAUCUAUAAUAUAAGGAGUGAAGCAGUUCAAAUCACAGCUAAUUGGUGGUGGGUACAUAAAGUGGAAGAUAUACUAUGAUACCGAAUAAAAGAUUGACGCUUGAAGUAA